AUGGAACGGGGCAUCGAGGUAAAUCCCAGCAAAGUGAAAGCACUACAAGAUAUGCCACAACCAAGGAAUCUCAAGGAAGCCCAACGACUCACCGGUCGGAUAACUGCACUAUCUCGAUUCAUCUCCAAGUCAGCCAACCGGAGCUUGUCGUUCUUCAAUAUAUUACGUCGAGCCACCAAAUUUCAAUGGGAUGAAGAGUGCGACCGGGUAUUUGAAGAAUUGAAGGAGUACCUCAAUUCAUUGCCUAGGCUCAAGGAAUGGUGCGAAGGGUACGACAUUCAGCAAACUUUCACUUCUGUAGCCUACCCUCAGAGCAAUGGGCAGGCAGAGGUCACCAACCGUGAAAUAUUUCGGAUCCUGCGCGUUUGGCUCGACCACGUCAGAGGGGGCUGA
Molecule: messenger RNA, 393 nt
Organism: Zingiber officinale
Lineage: Eukaryota; Viridiplantae; Streptophyta; Magnoliopsida; Zingiberales; Zingiberaceae
Exons: 2
Coding region: 1-393 (130 amino acids)
Source: RefSeq, a predicted model, not a curated record